Sphaeroforma arctica JP610 is the source of this 676-nucleotide messenger RNA. RefSeq lists its product as hypothetical. NCBI's taxonomy places the organism in Eukaryota, Ichthyosporea, Ichthyophonida. The annotation marks the transcript as partial. The transcript has a single exon. The record is from RefSeq and is a predicted model, not a curated record.
CAAUGGUCGAUCACUUCACACACUCAUUCUUGGAGACAGUGAAGUAAACUGAAGAUAUCAACAUGAAAUUAUUCCGCAAUACGCUACUACUUGCCACCGCUGUGGUGAUGGCGAUGGCCGCUUCUUCUUCGUCCAUGAUGGAGAUGUGUUCUGAAUCCAACAACAAUGGCAAGUGCCAUCGCAUGAGCAAGGAUAUUGACACUAAACGGCACUGCAACCUAAGUGGCAGUGACAAGUGUUCAACUUCACACUGUUGCAUGGAUAGACAUGGGGACGACGAUGAUGAUGAUGAUGAUGAUGAUGAUCACAAGAUGAUGUGCUCCAGCGAUAAUAACCAAGGCAAGUGCAAGGUUAUGGGCAUGAAGGUAGAUAAGCACAGACACUGCUUCCGGUAUGGUGAUGAUAAGUGUGCCAGCUCACACUGCUGCAUGGAUCAUGAUGAUGACGAGGAGGAAAAGAUGAUGUGCAAUAAGGAUAAUAACCAAGACAAAUGUAAGAGCUUGGGUAAGAUGAUUGACGAGCACAUGCACUGCUUCAGAUACGGCGAUGACAAGUGUGCCAGUUCUCACUGCUGCAAGGAUCACGAUGACAGCAAGGACCAUGACAAGCAUGAGAAGGAUCAUGGCAUGAAGCACGAGAAGGACCAUGACAUGGAGCAUGAGAAGGACCAUGACAU